This is a messenger RNA of Fonticula alba, 1230 nucleotides long. RefSeq lists its product as hypothetical. The coding region runs from base 91 to 1146 and encodes 351 amino acids. NCBI's taxonomy places the organism in Eukaryota, Rotosphaerida, Fonticulaceae. The record is from RefSeq and is a predicted model, not a curated record. The transcript has 2 exons. Gene Ontology annotation, cellular component: mitochondrion.
CCCGCCCCCUCCAUCGCGCUGCUCGCAUCGCACCUUCCACCCUCCCCUUGAACCAGACAGUCCGGGUCCCCUGUCCCAGCGCGCACGACCAUGCUCUCCACUGCCCGGUCCCUUGUUGCCGGCACCGCCGCCCGUGCCGUGGCCGCCUCCAGUGCGGCCGGCGCCCCCUUGGCCCGUGCGCACUUCAGCGUUGCCCCGGCCAGCGAGGCCUUCUUCCAGGGGAAGGCCGUGCCGCUGGACUUCCACCGGCAGGACCCGCCGGCGGACAAUGUCCGCUUGUUCAAGUCCCCGAUCAUCAUCCUGCCCGGGCUGCUCGGGUCGCGGCAGAACUGGCGCUCGAUGAGCAAGCUGCUGGCCUCGCGCACCGGGCGCACGGUCUUCUCGCUGGACAUGCGCAACCAUGGCAGCAGCCCCUGGUCGGCGCCCGAGCAUGCUGGCUACGACUACAUGGCCGCCGACAUUGCGGCCUUCGUGACCGAGCACCUGUCCGAGUUCGACCGAGACUUCGUGCUGCUGGGCCACUCCAUGGGCGGCAAGACCGUCAUGCACUAUGCCCUGAAUGCCCCAUUCGAUCUGCAGCCCGGGCGCAUCGUCGUGGCGGACAUCCUGCCUGAGCAGUCGCCGAAUGCCUCCUUCUCGGAGAUCCUCCAGGCCAUGAUCACCACGGAGGAGCGCCGCGUCGGGACCCGGCCCGAGGCCGAGCAGAUCCUGGCCGACAUGGGGGUGACCAAUGAGCGCGUGCGGGCCUUCGUCGGGACCAACCUGGUGAAGGGCCAGCUGCCGGAGGCCCUGGCCGCGGCGCUGCCCGGGCACACGGACGAGCAGUUCUACUUCCGGUGCAACACCCGCGCCCUGCAGGCGGCCCUCGGGGAGAUCAUGGCCGUGCCGGCAUACAGCCCGGACCAGGUGUACUCCGGCCGGAGUCUCUUUGUCGGCGGCCGCAAGGCGGACUACGUGCCGGAUGACCCGUCCCGGGUGGCGGCCACCCUGGCCGGGCACUUUGGGCCCUUCGUCGAGGACCCGGCCGACCCGGACGCCAAGGAGGGCUGGAGCCUGCGCAUGCUGGACACCGGCCACUGGAUCCACGCCGACGACCCGUGGGGCUUCACCCACCAGGUCGAGGCGUUCCUCGACAACGCGGCAUAGGCCCGCGGGCCGAUGCCUGAGCCCGGCUCUUGCUUUUUUUCUUUUUUCUUUUUUCCCCCCUCUGUGCGUGCGUGCGUGCGUGCG